AUGAAAGCCAAAACUCCAGGACCAGAUGGAUCUUUGGAUGACGCAGAAGUUGUUCUCUGGCCUUUCCAGGCCAGAGACGGAUAUCAAACUAACGAGGACAUUCUCAAUGCCCUCAAGAUAACUCUGAAUCUAUCAGCAAACUUCAACAAAGAGAAGAUUGACAGUGUCUCAAUGUGUGUUCGAAUGUGGGAUGGAAAGUUCCAAGAUGGCAGCCUGCAGUGUCUGUAUCAGGCAGAUGGGAAGUUCAAGGGAGCAAAGGCAUUGAUCAUUGAGCGCCGCACCAAAGAUCACAAUCUUCCUGAUCUGGAUGCACGGAAUCCCAUCACCAACAAGAAGCCUCAUCUCAAAUGUGCGAGCUUCAGCUGCCGUUACAAUGACACUUGGGACUGCUGCCUCAAGAAGAUGCUCUAUCUUGAGCCUGAUUUCCAAGCACAGAAGUCUCAGCUCAAGGAACACUGCGAGGCUCAUGGAUACAAGGUCAUUUUUUUCCCGAAAUAUCACCCCGAGCUCAACUUCAUUGAGCAAUGUUGGGGUUUUGCCAAACAUGUUUACUGGAUGCUUCCCAAGUCCACCAAGGAAGCCGAUGUCAUUCAGAACGUUGCCCAUGCCCUUGAAUCAGUGCCUCUGGAGUCAAUGCGUCAAUUUGCGACACGUUCCUCUUGCUUCACUGAUGUGUACUUCCAUGGAUUGAACGGCGCUGAGGCUGCUUGGGCCAACAAGAAGUACUGCAGACAUCGGACUUUACCAGCGGAGUAUUGGAGGGAUGUAGAGAAUGAGUUUAGAGCAACACAGUAG
Mycena citricolor is the source of this 795-nucleotide messenger RNA. The record is from the annotation of a GenBank genome assembly. NCBI's taxonomy places the organism in Eukaryota, Fungi, Basidiomycota, Agaricomycetes, Agaricales, Mycenaceae.